This is a messenger RNA of Oikopleura dioica, 627 nucleotides long. The record is from the annotation of a GenBank genome assembly. NCBI's taxonomy places the organism in Eukaryota, Metazoa, Chordata, Appendicularia, Copelata, Oikopleuridae.
AUGAAGAUCAAUAUUCACGUUGAUCUAAUUGGCCCGUGUCCGCGACUGCUUGUUUCUGAAAAGCUGAUUGUAAUUAAGACGGGUCUCCCAGGCCUCCUAACGCCCUACCAGGCAAGCAUUCUCCUCCCCUCUCCAAAUGUGGAAAAUGAAUACGUGACAAUCCCUCUUACUGAGCAGCUAGUCGAUUUCGAAGACAAGUUCUAUCUGCAGCUAGAGCGCCAUGUGAAGAAAUCGCACUUGGAAAUUGCCGCCAGUUAUGGCCAAAAAGUGGAUAUUCCCGCGGCGCUAGAAAUACUGACCGAGGUGAAACCCUCCGAUCGCCGUUGGAGAGUCAACUUUCUCGAUCAUGGAUCGCUGUUGAAAAAUACUAACGACGGCAGUAAAUGCUCUCGCUUGCCGGAGAUCAAAGGGCUCGACGCAGUGAAAGACAAGUGUCACCGUUAUUUAUGGGAAUGCGGUUAUUAUCUCACCAGUGGCAUGAAGUACGGCUGCGAUUGGCUUGCGUACGAGCAUCCGCCAGAUCUCGUCCACGCCGAGUUCAUCGUAUCCGUCCUCGACGUCGACAAUAAGCUGCGCUCCUCUGAGAAGGGUUGGACGAGCUUGAAAGGGAUUAAGAAAAAUUUAUGA